Messenger RNA from Helobdella robusta, 333 nucleotides. RefSeq lists its product as hypothetical. The record is from RefSeq and is a predicted model, not a curated record. The transcript has a single exon. Gene Ontology annotation, molecular function: catalytic activity. NCBI's taxonomy places the organism in Eukaryota, Metazoa, Annelida, Clitellata, Rhynchobdellida, Glossiphoniidae. The coding region runs from base 1 to 333 and encodes 110 amino acids.
AUGCUCAUCCAUCACAGUAUUUCUUACACAAUCAAGAACCUACCUCCUACGUCAACAACAGAGAGUCAGGCCAUCACCAUCGGGGCCAACGGCACAGAUAUCAACAUCAUUAACAUCUACAUUCCUCCACAAUCAGUCUGCCCCUUCGGCUUCUCAGCUUCAAUAUCACAAUAUUUGGCCAUCCCAAACGUGGUUCUGUUGGGAGACGUAAACGCGCAUGAUGCGCUUUGGUACUCCAGUUUGGAGGAUUCUCGUGGAGAAUCUUUAGUCAACGAAAUUGAAAAUUCAGGCUGCGGCACACUCAAUCUGGAUAUCCCAACCCGUCUCCCCUAA